Molecule: messenger RNA, 3971 nt
Organism: Scylla paramamosain (green mud crab)
Lineage: Eukaryota; Metazoa; Arthropoda; Malacostraca; Decapoda; Portunidae
Product: dnaJ homolog subfamily C member 2-like
Exons: 22
Coding region: 40-1893 (617 amino acids)
Biological process (GO): 'de novo' cotranslational protein folding; regulation of translational fidelity
Cellular component (GO): cytosol
Molecular function (GO): ribosome binding; Hsp70 protein binding
Source: RefSeq, a predicted model, not a curated record
UUGUUUUGGUCCGAGGUAAGGGUAGCCAUAGAACGCAGCAUGACAGCAGACAUGGACACCGAGGACUCCAGCGUGGCGGUUAUCAUCAAAAGGCGCCUCACACCACUCAUCCAGGUGGAGGUAGAACCAGUGGGACGAUGGUUCCACAUAUAUGAGGCACGGCGUCUGCGGGGCCACCUCACCUCCUCAGUUGGGGAAAGUGAAGAGGAGAGUGAGGAGGAGGAGGCUCAGGAGGUGGAGGUGGAGGAUGACAUACACUAUCUUCGCUCUCUCAACCCAGCAGACUGGAAGGACCAGGAUCAUUAUGCAGUACUGGGACUCCGAAAGCACAGGUACAAGGCCUCUGAUGAUGACAUCAAAAGAGCGUACCGCAUCAUGGUUCUGUGGCACCACCCAGACAAGCGGCGAGCAGCUGGGGAGGAGGUGAGGGAUGACGAUGACUACUUCACCUGCAUCACCAAAGCCUAUGAGAUUCUCGGGGACCCCAUCAAGCGACGCUCCUGGGACUCGGUGGACCCAGAGUUUGAUGACGAGGUGCCGGCUGUCAGUGCACACAAUAAGGCAAACUUCUUCCAGAUUUUCACAGGGGUGUUUGAGUGCAAUGCUCGUUGGUCCACCCACAAGCACGUUCCUGGCUUGGGCAAACCUGAUGACACCAAACAAAAGGUUGAUCGCUUCUAUGGAUUCUGGUACGACUUUGAUUCCUGGCGAGAGUUUUCAUAUCUGGAUGAGGAGGAAAAGGAGAAGGGACAGGACCGGGAGGAGCGUCGAUGGAUAGAGAAGCAGAACAAGGUAGAGCGAGCGAGGCGUCGGAAGGAGGAGAUGGGUCGAUUGCGCAGGCUAGUUGACAAUGCAUAUGCCUGUGACCCAAGGAUAGCCAAAUUUAAAGAAGAAGACAAGGAAAGAAGACUGGCUCAGAAAAAGGCAAAAGCAGAGGCAAUCAGGCAAAAACAAGAAGAGGAGGAGAGGGUAAGGCAGGAAGCUGAGGAAGCAGAGAGAAAGAAAAGAGAAGCAGAGGAGGCAGAGCAAAGAGCAAAACAGGAGGUAGAAAAGAAGGAAAGAGAGGUGCUGAAGAAAGCAUUCAAAAAAGAGAGGAAGAUGCUGCGGACUCUCUGUAAGGACAACAGUUACUUUGCAUCAGAGGAGGGGGAGCGAGUGCAGACCAUGACAGAUGUGGAGCUGCUGUGUGAGGCACUGGAGCUGACCCGCCUGGAGGAACUCAACAAGGAACUAGCACAAGUGGCCCAGGACAAGAUGCAAGGGUGGGAGGUACUCAUGAAGGAGGUGAGUGAGGUGCGCAACAGGAUCAAAAAGGAGAGGGAGGAGGUGGCAGCAGCGGCAGCAAGGGGAGGGGGUGGAGGAGGAGGGGAAGGUUCAUCACUCAAAGUCUGGAAUCAAGAUGACCUCCAGCUGCUCAUCAAAGCCGUCAACCUCUUCCCUGCCGGCACAACAAAGAGGUGGGAGGUUGUGGCAGAGUAUAUCAACCAACACACAGCCACCAGCAUCACCAGGCUGGCCAAGGAGGUGCUCAAUAAGGCCAAGGAGCUGCAACACUCAGACAAGCACAUGAGGGAGGCAGCCAACAAGAAUGCCUACCACAGCAUGGAGAAGGCACGGGCUCGGCAGGUGAUCAGCGACACCACAGCCUCCCAGAGAUAUGACACACCACAGGAGAUGCUGGGGAUGAACACUGCUGCUUGGGGAGCUGAGGAACAGAGGUUGCUGGAGCAAGCCCUCAAGACCUAUCCAGUCUCUACUCCUGACCGCUGGGACCGCAUUGCCAAGUGUGUCCCCAACCGAACCAAGAAAGACUGCAUGAGGCGCUAUAAGGAGCUUGUUGAGAUGGUGAAGGCAAAGAAGGCAGCUCAGGCUGCUGCAGUGGGAAAAAAGUGAGGAGCCAAACCCUGCUGUCUUCUUUCCUUUGUGUUGCCCUUUAGGUAGUGAGGAGAGACAGGUACCAGCAGGAGCAGUAGUGGUAACAACAGCAGGAUGGAGAGCUUCAGCAAGAUCCUGCCAUACUCCUGCUAUGAGCUCGGCCACUGCUGGAAACACUCGUGCCCCUCAGCCUCCUUUGAAAUCUGUAUCAUUGGGUUCAUUGAAAGCAUCAAAAUCUAUGGUGUGGUGUACUUGCUAACCGGUCUUGUGAAUGCUCGGAAAAUAAGUAUGAAGUAUGGAAAAAAGCUCUUGAAGGACUACUUAACAUCAGUUUGUUUCCUGAUAGUCAAUGCUUUUGGGUACAUUGGCUCCUACUGUGUUGUCAGAAGGUGGAAUUUGAGUCGGCCAAGCUUCAGAAAUGCAGGAAGGAUUAGCGGUGAUGAUGACUGCAGGCUGCCAUCGACCCGCAGGUCAUCACAGGAAUCAAAUGCAGCAUCAGUGUGGCUCACCAAACACUUCCCCUCACACUGGUGGUGUUGACCUGCCUUGUGAACACCUGCCCUCCUGUGUUCCUGCCCUUAAUAGCCCUCCAGGUGACAUCAGAAUGCGGAUGAGGGGACAAGAGAGCCAGUGUUCCAAGUACCACCACCAUCACCACUGCCACCACCACCACCACCACCAUCAGGAGCACAGAUUCACUGAAGUCUCUACCAAGAUUUCUUUGAGUUUUUUGAUAAAUUUAACUUCCAGGAGAGAGAGAGAUGCUGAUUGUUAAAGGCAGUGUGUGAAGCCUGCCCACUGUCUUUGUAUAUACAGGUUAGGUGUGUGUGUGUGUGUGUGUGUGUGUGUGUGUGUGUGUGUGUGUGUGAGUGUUUGUUUGUUUUGUAUCCUCCACACUGCUGGUCUUAAUCUAGCUUGCCAAACUAAAUGAAGUCAUCCACAGCCACAGCCUUAUUCUUCCUUUCAUUUGUAUCUACACAGUCCUAUGAGCAGCUCCUCCUCCUCCUCCUCCUCCUCCUCCUCCUCCUUGUCUUCCUUCUAUUAUUCCUGUUUCCUUGUAUGUCUUAUUCCUCCUCCUCCUCCUCCUCCUCCUCCUCUUAAUGUUUUCUCUUUCACUGCUGUUCAUGAAAGUGUUGAAGAAAUAUUAGUUAUAUCUGGCAGUGAUCAGACCUCAUGUACAGAUGUGGUCCCUUACUACAGACACAGCCUAAGGUAACCUAACCCAAUCAUUUCAGAAGGUGGAAUUUGAGUCGGCCAAGCCUCAGAAAUGCAGGAAGGAUUAGCGGUGAUGACUGCAGGCUGCCAUCGACCCGCAGGUGUGAUGGUGCCCGACCAGCUGGUACACAUCAGUGAGAUGGUGGUGGUGCUGGAAAACAGCUGGUUUGCCAAGUGCAGCGCUGGGCAGGCCGCCCGCCCACACAGUCACCAGAAGGAUCACAGGAUUUGAUAUCAAAGCUGGUGCAGGAAAAGGAAGCAGAUCGUGACCUUGAGCAGCUCGGGAAGAUAAGCAGCGUCCUUAAGAGAACAGUUGCUGUCAUUAGCAGAGUUGGGACCAGUGUGUGUGAGACACACACCAGCAGUGGAAAGGUGGCUGAUGAGCACCUCAAGCACUCUGAAAAGGUGGAGCAACAACAAGAAACAGAAAAUUGCAUCCAUCAUUCUUUGCCUGUGGAGGGAAUUGAUGCUGUGUUGACCCUUGACAGUGACGUCCCUCAUGAGGAGAAUAUGAAUCCUACAGAACUUGCCCAUAGAAAGACCAAAACUGUUACUGCUGCCACUACCACCACUACCACCGCUUCCACUGCCACCAAAAGCCCAACUGUGCAAAGAAUCCUGGACCUCCUCAAUGAAAUGGAGUCCACCAGUCAGCUGGAGCACUCUAGCCUCCAAAAGUUCCAUCUGUGUCCAUUGUGUAUGGGUAAACUUAUCACUGUAUGAGGGGACAAGUAUCAGUGUAUGGUUACUAUAUACUCAUUUGUACUUAAAAAUGUCAUGUCACAUCAUUCUCUCUCUCUCUCUCUCUCUCUCUCUCUCUCUCUCUCUCUCUCUCUCUCUCUCUCUCUCUCUCUCUCUCUCUCUCUCUCUCUCUCUCUCUC